GUAGAGACGCUGUGGUCUCCCAGGAUGUUUGCGAAAGCCACGAGGAGCUUUCUGAGGGAGAUUGACUCCGGUGGUGAUCUGAUUUCGGUGUCAAAUUUGAACGACUCUGACAAGUUGCAGCUGCUGAGCUUGGUGUCAAAAAAGAAGAAACAGUGGUUUUGGCAGAAACCCAGGUACCAGUUUUUGGCCAUCACCCUGAAUGAUGUCCUAGAAGGGAACCAUUCUCUGAAGCCAGUGGUGGUGGAGUCAGACUUUGUGAAAUACGAGGGCACCUUUGACGACAAGGUGAGCGGCAACGUUGAAAGCUCCCUCGGGACAGUGACCCUCCGGGCCGGAGGUAAAGGCCGUGUGAAGAGCAAGCUUUCGUUUGGCGCCCUGAAGAAGCAAGAGGUGGAUUUGCAGCAGCUGAUCAAGAAUGCCUUGGGAAGAACGAUCAAUUUGAAGAACUCUCUGCUACAACAAGUGCUGACAGGGAAAAAUGAGGCUUGUAUCUUGAUCAAGAAGAUCGUGAUGAUGCAGAGUUGUCUGAUGUCUGAGCACAUCCAGAUGGAGGAGAAGCUUGGCGGAGCAGUGGGGGUCCAAAGCAAAACCCUGAGGGUUUCAGUGAAUGAAGGUGUGAACUUGAUGAGAGAUUCCAGUGUCGUCCUGGAGAUCCCUGCCCUCACAGCUAUUGCCUAUAGUGUUAUCGAACUGUACGUGAAGCUGGAUGGCCAGUUUGAGUUUUGCCUGCUCCAAGAGAAAGAGGGGGGCUUCGAGAGGAUGAGGGAAAGCAGCUGGUUUUACACGAGAUUCCAGGUCUCUAGAGAGCCGACCUUGCCCUGUGCGCCCGAUGCUCUGGACGGCUUAGAGCUCUUGGAUGCCGGGAAGCUCACGGUCAUGGAGGGCCCACUGAGUGCCUUCAAAGAAGAGGCAGCUGUGUUGGAGAGGAGUUUCCAUGCCUUCAAGGACCUCCCGGAGCAGCACCGGAAAGCUCUGGGUCACAUCCUCCAAGAAGCACUGAAAGACGAAGAAUUACUUGCUGCCCUCGAAAAAGCGCUGGAAGACACUUACACAAGAGGCUCCUUCCAGCUGGGAGAGGACCAGGAGCCGCAAUCCAUGCAGCAGCGGCAGCAUCUGGUUACUUUCCUGCAGCUAGUGGGCUACGCCGUGCAGCCGGGGGCUCAGCCGCAACUUCCGAAAGAACCGACACCCGGGAACAAGGAACUCCUCAAGACGGCCCACUUCUUCGUCAGCACCCUGGCAGAAAUGCCCGAUUCAUCCCUGGAGCUGCUGGAGAUCUGCUGUGAGCUGCAGAUGGUGCCCGCACUCUGCCGCCUGCCCAGGAUCACAGCUGCUGAUGGCUCUUCUACCCUCCAAGACCCCAUCCUCGCCCCUCUUGCGGACUUAGAAAGAUUUGAGAUUGCACAGAGGUUGUUUGCCUUAUCAAACAUUAACCUGGAAAGAACCAAGUCAUCGGUGAAAGCCACCAUCAUGAAAGAACCGAAAUUUCUCCCUCUGAUUCUUUAUAUCGUGCUGAGUGGACUUUGUGCUCUGGACUGACAUCGCCAGAAUCAGCCCAGUAAACAGGUUUGAUUUAUGGGUUUGUUGGAGAUUUUGACAUCUCUUGAACCGCUUGUGUUUAUAUGGAGUUCUUUAGGGUGAAAGAAAUUACCAUUUG
Tachyglossus aculeatus (Australian echidna) is the source of this 1657-nucleotide messenger RNA. It is a transcript of the gene GSDME, whose product is annotated as gasdermin E. NCBI's taxonomy places the organism in Eukaryota, Metazoa, Chordata, Mammalia, Monotremata, Tachyglossidae. The record is from RefSeq and is a predicted model, not a curated record. Gene Ontology annotation, cellular component: cytoplasm. Gene Ontology annotation, biological process: programmed cell death.